Phlebotomus argentipes is the source of this 747-nucleotide messenger RNA. RefSeq lists its product as uncharacterized. Bases 346 to 744 code for a protein of 132 amino acids. The record is from RefSeq and is a predicted model, not a curated record. Gene Ontology annotation, molecular function: sequence-specific DNA binding. Lineage: Eukaryota; Metazoa; Arthropoda; Insecta; Diptera; Psychodidae. The transcript has 3 exons.
AUAUUCUUUUAUCAGCUGUUUCACUUCAGUGGAUCAUUCAGUCUUGUUCGUAAGGCAAUCGUCACUCCGACUGCUCUGAGCUCUCUUUAUGCCAUUGCCGGCUUCAGUUGGAAACGAUCGGCCGCGGAGUGAAGUCAGGGAACGGAAUUGCUCCAAUGUCUGUGUUGUGUAAAUAGUGCAUAAAAGAGUCAUCAAAUCCGAUAAUAAAAGUCACUUCUGAGAAGCAAGAUCAAUGUGAAUGUGAGAGGAUUUUCAGAACAUCUGUAUCACUGGAUUACUUUUUCAAGUUUUGCACCAUUAGCAACAUUCUACCUACUUAUUGUGAGAACGGCUGAAAAGUGCAGAAUGGAAGUGGAGAGCAGCAAAUGGUCAAAUAGAGUGCCUCCUCUCAAUAUCACUAAUGUAUCCGUUUGUCCUAAGGAGACUGAUUGUUGCUGGACAAGCAUAAGGAAGGCUUCGAAAAACACGAAACAUUCAUGGCAAAAUCCCAGCUAUCGGAUACAAACGGACGACCUUCCAAUAGAUCCCCGAGACUGGACUCGAGCUCAUGUUUGGAAGUGGCUCAAUGACUUGGCCGCACUGGAAGGACUCACAAUGACACCCGACAUUGCGGAGAAGUUCCCCAUGAAUGGCAAAGCUCUCUGUCUCAUGAGUCUCGAUAUGUACUUGAAUCGCGUGCCUAUUGGCGGCAAAACGCUCUACCGUGAUUUUCGCCUAAGAAUGACCCGAGCCAUGAGCCUCUGAACC